AUGAAGGGCGCCAGAAUGUAAACACUUUCUACAAUGAGAUUCAGGGGGAAAAUAGCCGACAUAGGGUGUAUUCAGCAUUUCACAAGAAUCAUUGGUACAUUGUCAAAGUUGAUAAAAGUAUGUGUUCUAAGAAUAACCCCUGGUAACUGGUACUUCAUUUUGUCAGAGAAGUUGGUUAAUGGAGGGGUACAUAUCUGGUGUGAGCUUCCUCAGGGUCAUUUCUUUGAUGAAUAUGCCAUGGAGGGUGUAUCAGAAGAGGCCAAUGAAAUUUUUCUUGAAGUUGCACCUGAGAACCUGAUAAAAGCCCUAAAGACAGCACAGAAUGCCAAAUGGAUCAAGAUUAAAUUGACCAAGAAACAUGCUCCUUGUCUGACAUUUGAAGUGGAUUUACCCACAUUAUCAUCUCACUCUAGAACUGUUGUGCACGAUAUCCCUGUGACGGUGAUUCCUCGCAGAAACUGGGUCGACUACGAGGAACCUGAAGUACCACAGUUUGAUGUUACUAUCGCCAUGCCACAGCUGAAGUUACUGAAAAAUGUUGUAGACAAGAUGAAGAAUCUCAGUAAUUUUGUGGUUUUAUCUGCUAAUCAGAAUGGGGAGAUGAAAUUGAUGGUAGAGACAGACAUGGUGUCCAUUACCACACAUUUCAGAGACCUGGUCAACCCAGUCAGUAGAGAUAAAGUACUCAGCUCACAAAGCAGUGAUGGAUCAAAUUCUGAUCCACAGCAAUUUGCGGAGGCUCGGAUUGACAUCCGGAAGUUUGCCCAGUUCUUAUCCGGUCAGCAAGUCAACCCAACCAAAGUCAUCUGUAAUAUUGUACGAAGAAAAGUUGUCCACUUUUUUCUGCUGCAUGAUGAUGUUUCAUUGCAAUAUUUCAUGCCAGUUGUGUCUUCUUAAAUUUAAUGUAAAAAUGCAAUAAAUAUUGUUUUGUUUCAGAA
This is a messenger RNA of Saccostrea echinata, 938 nucleotides long. Its product is annotated as checkpoint protein HUS1-like. The record is from RefSeq and is a predicted model, not a curated record. Gene Ontology annotation, cellular component: site of double-strand break; checkpoint clamp complex; nucleolus. The coding region runs from base 34 to 897 and encodes 287 amino acids. NCBI's taxonomy places the organism in Eukaryota, Metazoa, Mollusca, Bivalvia, Ostreida, Ostreidae. Gene Ontology annotation, biological process: nucleotide-excision repair; double-strand break repair via homologous recombination; meiotic DNA integrity checkpoint signaling. The transcript is spliced from 8 exons.